AUGGACGCCAAACUGCUCAAGUCGACCAAGUUUCCACCGGAGUUCGCAAAAAAGGUGGACAUGACCAAGGUCAAUAUCGAAGUAAUGAAGAAAUGGAUUGCUGAGAGGAUAUCUGUCAUCUUGGGAAACGAAGACGACGUCGUCAUCGAGCUCUGCUUCAACUUACUUGAAGGCUCACGCUAUCCAAACAUAAAACAUCUACAGAUCAAUCUUACGGGGUUUUUGGAAAAGGAUACAGCGAAGUUCUGCAAAGACCUUUGGAACCUAUGUCUGAGCGCCCAGGAUAGCCCCCAAGGCGUGCCCAAGGAGUUACUCGAGGCCAAAAAGCUCGAAUUGAUGCAGGAACAGGCUGCUGCCGAAGAAGCACGUCGUCGCGAAGAAGCCGAACAGGCUAGGGAACGGGACUUGGAGAGGAUUCGACAGCGCGAAAGAGACAGUCGUGGUCGUGGAAGAAGGGGUCGUGGUGGUCCGUCACGAGGCAUGGACCGUUAUGACGCGCGAGACUCCCCAUCGCCGCAUAGACGGAGACGGAGCUCACCGGAUUACCGCGAUGCGCACACACGCCGAGGAGCAGACAUAUAUGUGCCUAGUGGUGGUAGAAACUAUAGACGGGACGAUGCCAGAGGGCGUCGAUCGUCGAGACAGCCUUCCACUUCUAUUUCUCGCUCUCCGUCCCGCUCCAUCACACCCCCGCGUCGACGUGACGGAAGAUCUCCUGAAAGACGAAGAAGACGAUCACCCAGCAGCUCACGCUCACCGUAUAGGCGUGACCGUGGCCGGAAAAGAGGCCGCAGCCCUAUCCGUAAUGACUCCAGGUCCCCAACCCGCUCGCCAUCCAGAAGAAGGCGUAGAAGAUCGCGAAGCGAAAGCUCCACCUCUCCGCCACGUAACCGCACCUCGAAAGCUCGACGUACUUCUUCAUCAAGAUCCCCCUCGAGGUCAAGUAGCGAGGGUGAUUGGAAAAAUCGACGCACGCGGAGGAGAUCCCCCUCGUACCAACAAGGGUCUAGACGGGAUGAACCAAGAGCUGAUAUUGCUAAAGAUCGCAGAAGCCACGACCGCCGCCGCCUAAGCCGAAGCCGAAGUCGAAGCCGCGGAAAAUACCGCCGGAGACACCGCUCCGGCAGCAGGUCAUCUACCAGCAGCUCACGCAGUCGAAGCAAAAGCAGAAGCAGAAGCCACAGCAGGGGUGACCGGAAAAGACACCAGUCCAUUGAAAGAUACGCCCCAGCUGGACGCAGGUCGCGCAAAAAUAGCUCUGUCCCCUCACCCGCGCAAAAGAGACAGAAGAUGGCUGAUUCAGAUGGAGAAACCGCCAGAAGUUCCCCUCAACCCGCUCAAGAUAAAGCUACUAAAGAUAAUGACACACCGGAUAGGCCUUCAUCUACUGACGAGCGUCCGCCGCAGCCUUCAAUAUCACGGCUUAACUCGACCGAACUCCGAGAACGAAUUCUCAAGGAGAAAGUCAUAGCCAUCCGCAGGAUGAGUGCAGAGAAGGCCGCUGUCAAAUCAUCCUAG
Molecule: messenger RNA, 1518 nt
Organism: Microsporum canis CBS 113480
Lineage: Eukaryota; Fungi; Ascomycota; Eurotiomycetes; Onygenales; Arthrodermataceae
Product: serine/arginine repetitive matrix protein 1
Exons: 5
Coding region: 1-1518 (505 amino acids)
Biological process (GO): regulation of mRNA splicing, via spliceosome; mRNA processing
Cellular component (GO): spliceosomal complex
Molecular function (GO): RNA binding
Source: RefSeq, a predicted model, not a curated record